UUUACCAUGUCACGAUGUACGCUCGAUAGCUGUGAGAACCUAACGACUUAUGCAGUCCUGGUACUUGUAUCUAUUGAUCGGCAGACUUAGAUGUAUGUUUUAUAUGGUAUAUGAACAUAAAGUGGUCGCGGAAGAGAUCAGUGUGGUUUUGACGUUGUGCCAGACAACAUGAGAGUGCUCGGUUUAAUAUUUUUGGGGCUAAACGUGGUGUUAGCUACGCAGCCUCCUUGCGUACUUCUUAAUGAUGGCAACAAAAUGCCCAUGCUUGCUCUGGGGACCGGCAGGGGCACCGCCAAAGAGACAGACACGCUAGAUGAUGUUCGCAACGCGGUGUUCUGGGCUAUCGAGGCGGGCUACCGUCACAUCGAUACCGCAGCUGUGUAUGGGGAUGAGGAGCAGGUUGGGCAAGGAAUAGCUGAUGCUAUUGCCAAGGGCAUUGUUACUAGAGACCAGCUCUUUAUUACAACUAAGCUAUGGAACGACAAACACGCUCGUGACCAAGUGGUCCCCGCCCUAAAGGAGUCCCUCUCCAGACUGGGCUUGGAAUACGUUGACCUUUAUCUCAUUCACUUCCCCAUCUCUACUAAGGCUGAUGGAUCUCCAGACAACAUCGAUUACCUAGACACGUGGAAGGGUAUGGAGGAAGCGAAGCAGUUAGGUCUGACCACAUCAAUUGGAGUGUCUAACUUUAACAUCUCACAGAUUGACAGGUUGCUAUCAAACAGCAACGUGCCGCCUGCUGUUAACGAAUUUGAGGUAAACCCCACUCUAACCCAGGAACCACUAGUCCACCACUGCAUGUCUCACAACAUAGCUGUGAUGGCGUACAGUCCAUUCGGUUUCCUGGUCUCCCGCAGCCGUCCUGAUGCUCCCCCUCCAAGAUAUGACGACCCAACGAUCGGUGCCAUCGCUGCCAAAUACGGCAAGAGUCCUGGACAAGUUGUUCUCAGAUUUGCGCUCAAAGCGUAUCUGCGAUAUGGUAAGCGUCAGUCCCGUCCCAUCGUCAGCAAGAUGAAGUUCAUUGUAAACACGGUCGCCUUCUUCGCACUUUUUCAUGUCAUAUCCGGAUUGGCAGGGAAGGCUCCCACUAAAACAUUGAACGAUGGCAACCAAAUACCUACGCUGGCUUUGGGAACUUAUGGUUUCGAUGAUAUCCCAAGAAUGCGCCAAGCAGUUAACUGGGCUAUAGAAGCUGGAUACCGCCAUAUUGACACAGCAGCUCUUUACGAGAACGAAGAGGAGAUCGGGAAGGGUAUCAGCGAUGUUAUCAAACAAGGGCUUGUGAAGAGAGAAGAUCUUUUUAUCACUACUAAGCUCUGGAAUGAUAAGCAUGCUCAUGACCAAGUCGUGCCGGCUCUGCGAGAGUCCCUCUCCAAGUUGGGACUAGACUACGUCGACCUGUACCUCAUUCACUCGCCUGAAGCUACCAACGCUGACGGUUCUCCCGCUAACAUCGACUUCUUGGACACCUGGAAGGGAAUGGAAGAAGCCAAGAAACUUGGCCUAGCCAGGUCCAUUGGAGUGUCUAACUUCAACACUGAACAAAUCGAUAGGAUCAUUAAGAACAGCCUGAUUGUGCCAGCCGUCAACCAAAUUGAGGUACACCCCUCAUACUCCCAAGAAGAGGCUGUAAAGGACUGCUUUGAGCGCAACAUAGCUGUAAUGGCAUACAGUCCUUUAGGUUUCUUCGUCUCUAGAGGUCAAAAUGGAAAACCAGGCAAGGAUGACCCCAAGAUUUUGAACAUUGCCAGGAAAUACAACAAGACCGUUACCCAAGUCGUUUUGCGGUACUUGUUGGACAGAGACCUGAUCGUUCUUCCAAAGUCUACCAAGAGACACCGCAUUGAAGAAAACAUUAACGUCUUUGAUUUCCACCUGACUCCUGAGGAGAUGACCGUGAUGAAGAGUUUCAACACAAACACCAGUAUUUUUGACUAAAUCCCUUUAUAAUUAUGAGUCUUCCCCGA
This is a messenger RNA of Spodoptera exigua (beet armyworm), 1967 nucleotides long. The record is from the annotation of a GenBank genome assembly. NCBI's taxonomy places the organism in Eukaryota, Metazoa, Arthropoda, Insecta, Lepidoptera, Noctuidae.